CGAGUAAACAACAGCAAUAAUAAUACCAUCGAUCAAAACAUGUUGAACGAAAAUGAUUAUAUUCUGUUUAAUUUUCACCAUAUCGCCUUUGAUGGUUAUUCUACCACACUUUUCUUGAAUGACUUGCUGUUGGCAUACGCUAACAAUGAGCUUCAUCAAAUAUCAAACGAUGAUUGUUUACAAUAUAUCGAUUACGCUCAAUAUGAAAGACAAAUGUUUAAUGAUGAAAAUCCAUCUAGUAUGGUUCAAUUAGCACGACAAUAUUGGAAACAACUUUUAGAUGGGUACGACAUUACGAAACAACUUCAACUACCCUAUGAUCGUGUAGCUGAAACUCGUACUGGACACGGUUCAGCAGUUACCUGCGCGAUUGAACCUUAUACUAUUGCUAUUCGUCAAUACUGUGCCGAUAAUGGCGUUACAGUUUUCGAAGUGUUUAUGGCAUGUUAUUGCGUUUUUUUGUUCAAAUUAACAAAUUUUGACAACGAUAUCUGUAUUGGUAGUAUUAAUGCUAACAGAUAUCGCCAAGAGUUAGAGAACGUUAUUGGUAUGUUUGUUAAUUUGGUUCCAUACAGAUGUAGAAUCGGCGACGAUCCAGAAGUAACAUUUGAGUAUCUGAUAGCUGAAAUUCAUAACUUAUGCUCGGAACAGCUGCAAUAUUCAUAUUUACCUUACCAGGACAUUUUAAAACUACAUCGUAGCGGUCACGAAAAUCCAGUUGCUAUUCAGACAGUGCUCAUAUAUCGUAAUGGCAAGUGUGUUAACUUACAGAUGGGUGACGGCAUUGUUUGCAAUCUUAUGACAGGCUUACCUUACGCUGUGGCCAAAAAUGAUUUGACACUUAACAUCUACGAAUAUGAACAUAGAGCCUUAUCGUGUUCCUUCGAGUAUGCAACGGACGUUUUCGAGCGAAAAACAAUUGAAACAAUGUGUAACAGAUUUCAAGCUCUUUUGCAGCAUUUAUUUAUUGAUCAGCAACGGCAUCGGCCUGUGCACGAAUUAUCAGUUCUUUUAUCAAAUGAAAUAAAGCUGAUACACGAUAUGAAUUUAACUGAAGAUGCCGACAUACUAUUUCCCAAGUGUAUUCACGAAGAAUUUUUCUUAUCUGCCGAAAUGCAUCGAGACAAAAUUGCUAUAAUUUACGAUGAACAACGCUUUACGUAUGAUAAUUUAGCUGAACAUGUGAAACGUUUAGCCACACAUUUGGUUAAAAAUCAUCAUGUUAAGCUGGGUGACAUAAUAACACAAGUGAUUGAAAAAUCAUUUGAAAUGGUAGUUGGAAUUUUAGCUAUCAUGGCCACGGGAUGUGUUUAUUGUCCUUUAAUGCCGUCGAAUCCACCACAACGUAUUUUAACUUUGAUACGUGACACAAAAUCGCGUAUUAUUUUAAUACAUCAAGAAACAAAAUCGAAAUUUGAUUCGAUCGCAGAUGAGUUAAAAAACGAAGACAUUGAAGUCAUUGAUAUCGAAGAAAAUGUCUAUGAAAGUUACAAUAUUGAAAAUUCACGUGAAGAGCUGCCGCCUAUAACUGUCAAGCAAGAAGAUAUUGCUUAUAUCAUCUACACAUCUGGCUCAACGGGCAUUCCGAAAGCCGUUCUAACACGCCACCAUAGCUUUCUUUUAUGCAUUCAGGCGUAUGUUAAAACAAAUAUAUUGCAGAACAGUGAUGUUGUUAUUCAAACAACUGGAUGUUCAUGGGAUAUACAUCUCAAAGAAAUUGUUGGUACACUAUUAAUUGGCGCCCAAAUUGUCAUACCGAAAUCUUCUGCAGACAUGGAUUAUUUAACAAAAUUGAUUCAGAAUCGAACUGCUACUUAUAUACAUACUGUACCAACAUUUACAAAUAUGCUUUGUGAAUAUUUGGAGAAAAACAUGCAGUUUGAUCGUAUCAAAACAAUACGAUCAUUUUGCUCAAUUGGCGAAGCUAUGGAACCAAAAAUUAUAGCAAAAUUAAUGUCCCAUUUAGACGAAAAGGCAACAAUCUAUUCACUUUAUGGUACAACUGAAUGCGGCAUUGCAUCAACGUACCACAUCGUAACACGCGAAGAUCUGAAUUCAAAAGUCAUUCCAAUCGGAUCUCCCUUCCCGAAUUAUGUCUGUUAUGUCCUCGAUAAGUUUUUAAAACCGGUUGGAAUCGAUCAAAUAGGAGAGAUCUAUAUAGGAGGCGAUGGCAUUAUGGCAGGAUACCUCAAUAGAAGCGAUUUGAAUAAAGAAGUGUUAAUCAGUAUUCCGGAAACUGCAAAAGGAAAACUAUACAAGACAGGUGAUUUAGCACGAAUAAAUUCAGCGGGUGAACUGUUGUUUCUGGGACGUUCGGAUUUUCAAAUAAAACUUCGCGGACAGCGUCUAGAAGUGGGUGAAAUCGAAACGGUGAUAUGUCAAGCAGCACCAGCAAGUAUUUCCAAAAGUCACGUCACGAAACUAACUUAUGAAAAAAACCAACAAGAUUAUCUAGUGGCUUAUAUCAUGUCACCUUGCGUAGCCACCGAGGAUGACAAAGCUUCGUUGGAAUGUCAAAUUACAGAGUAUUGCAAAGCACAUUUGCCGCCGUACAUGAAUCCAUCCAUAUUUAUUAUUAUGUCCCAUUUACCGUUAAAUCCAAAUGGUAAAAUCGAUCGUAAACAAUUACCAAAACCAGAUUUUGAGCAGCUACAUAUGAUGAAUCUCGAUUAUCUCGAACCAAAAACUGAAUUAGAACAAGAAAUUCACGAUUUAUGGUGUAAAACACUCCAUGUCGAUAAAAUGCUAUCCAUGAAAUCGAAUUUCUUUUCAUUGGGUGGUAAUUCAUUACUACUGAUGAAGUUAUAUAAUUACUACCAGUCACAGUUUACGAUGAAAGAACUGAAUAUCUCAGAUUUAUUCAAACAGUCAACGAUUUUGGAACACACACAGCUGGUAUUAAAAUCGAUCCAGGAUAUGGAAACCUUAACGGUACCACAUGCAGACCAGUGGAAAUUACUCAAUGUGAAUAAUGGUAAGGAUCACUUAUUUCGAAGUCUUGCAGCAAAGAAGAUAAAGAAAUAG
This is a messenger RNA of Didymodactylos carnosus, 3024 nucleotides long. The record is from the annotation of a GenBank genome assembly. Lineage: Eukaryota; Metazoa; Rotifera; Eurotatoria; Philodinida; Philodinidae.